This is a messenger RNA of Didymodactylos carnosus, 1725 nucleotides long. Lineage: Eukaryota; Metazoa; Rotifera; Eurotatoria; Philodinida; Philodinidae. The record is from the annotation of a GenBank genome assembly.
UUGAGUGCUAAGUUAAACUCGAUUGUGAAAUUUAUCAUUAGUCGCAAAUCCAAUACACCGAUGUUGAAAAUCUAUGAUAAUUGUGACUUUUGAACGUUGAAGAGAAUAGGACAAACUUCAGUAAAACCGUACCUUAAAAUAUUAGUUAUUCUUGUUAGAAAACUGCGGGUAAAGGAGUACGAGUCUAUCUGAGCUGGAUGGAGUUAAGUGCAAAAAAAGUAGAAUCACUGAGCCAGUGACACAAUGGUGAACUUUGAGUUCACCUUGAAAUUAAGUGUGCAAUUGAAUGACAAUUCGCAAAAUAAGCACUUCUUUUAGUUCAUGAAAGUUGUAUUAGUUUAACUAGGACAGAGGGGAAAAGGCCGAUUUGAUAAAGCUUCUGCUUCUUCUUUCUGGUGCUCAGAUUUGCAAAGCACCGUGUGCCAGCAACUGUCUAUUGAGAUGGUGAAGACGCAUGCUUAGAAACUGGUCGAUAAUUACAAAAAUGAAACUAGAAUGCAUUGCGCUGCGCACAAGUUACAAUUUCGACCGCCUCUGACUGAACGAAUCGCUCCAAGCAUAUCCUACCAGUAGGCUGUGAGCACUGCAUUUUUGCUUUGUUUUACUCCAUAUAUAGAUAUGGAGUAAAACAAAUCAGUAUAUUUAUUUGACAUAUCGUCUCAAGAACAAACGGCUUCGGACAAUCAACUCUUAUAAAUACACGAAAAGUUUCUAAAUCCAAAAAGCAUUUUAGUUCUACUUGUGUAGCGUAUGGCGCCGAAUCUGAACUUAUGUUUGAAAAAGAACAUGCAUUGAUCAAUCUCCAAUGUCGGGAGAAUACCCUACACUGGAAAGGAAAAAAUUAUUUAUAGAAAAUGCUCGACGAAUUUCAAAGAAUCCAUAUAUAAAGUCCUCGAGCAUUUUCUAGUUUAUAGAAAAUCGAAAUUUCCAGUUUAUAGAAAUUUCUCGAAUUUCCAGUUUUCAUGUGAAUUAUUUAUGGAAAUUCGUCUUCGAAUUUCCAGUUUCUGGGAAAUUCGGUGUCGAAUUUCCAUAAAUAAUUCCCCAAAUUAGUAAGCUGAGUAUCACACCAUUUUUCGACAGCAAAGGAAUACGAACAAGCUUCUGCUCCUUAAUUACUCUUUCCAAGGCUCUCUUCGACGAAAAAAAAGAAGCAAGGUGUUUUAUAACAUCGCUCUCGUUCUACUAUGUCUAUUCUUCACUGUUUCUCAAUCGACUCCUCCUCCGCACCUGCUCAUAUGUCCAAAUGAACCAAUCCCAUUCGAUUACACUCCGCCUUUGCCUCCUGUAGAUGGCAAAGCUGUAUCAGAAAAGAUCACAGACAAUGGCAUAUGGUACAAUUGUGAAGCACAACUUAAUGGAAAAGUUAUUUUUAAUAAGAUUCCCGUUCGUUAUUACAUAACGGUUCAAAUGGCAAAUGCCAAUUGCAAACAAGCAACGUUCACGGAAGUUUAUCUGACAGGAAUUGCGGUUGACGUUAUUGGCCCGCAAUUGUUCAAUAUUACCGUGCCAGCCAAUACGGGAAACAAGCCACGUCAACUCAAUAAAUCACAAUCAUUCAAAGGUACAUUGAGCGCUAUGAACGGUCCAUCUCUCUUUCCCACCAAUGCCACACUUGUAUUUGAUCAAACGAAACAUCCCAAAAAUGGCAAAUGUCAACAAGUUAAAAGCGAAACAGUCCUACUUACCAUCUAUGCAGUCUUGACCACUGAAGCAAUCUUACACUAA